ACAACUCGUAAAUUGCAGGGCAUCUGCCGCCUGCCCAACGGCUUUGUCCUGUUUGUCGACCGCGCCCUCCCUGGCGAGCGCCUGACGGCAAGGGUGGUGCAGAGCAAGCGGUCCUUUGCCAAGGCUGCCAAGCUGCAGACGCUGCGCCCACACGCGGCAGCGGCAUCGCCCGUGUGCCCGCACUUUGGCCCCUGCGGCGGCUGCAGCCUGCAGAGCCUGCAGUAUGUGGCGCAGCUGAAAGCCAAGAAGCAACAGGUGGCGGACCUGCUGAGGCGCACAGCGGGCGUUGCUGACGUGGCCGCUGUGCUCCGCCCCAUCGUUGGCUGCCCUCCGGGGCACCAGUAUGCUUACAGGAAUAGAAUGGAGUUUAGCUUCUCUCGGGAGCCGGGAGGGCAAGAGGCAGGCAGCGCUCCAGCAGCGGGCAGCAGCCAUGGCAGCAGGCCACUGCGGCGCGCAGCAGCAGCAGCAGCAGCACCAGCCUCGGGCGGCAGCAGCGCAGGUGCUGCAGCAAGGCCGGAGAGAGGCCUGGUGCUGGGCCUGAAGCUGCCGGGCUCAAACACCGCAGUGCUGCCCAUCGGCCGCUGCGACCUUCAGCCGGAUGCCGCCAACCAGCUGCUGCAGCGCGUGCUGCAGCUGUGCAGGCAGCACGGCCUACAGCCGCACGACCCCGCUGCACGCAGCGGCCUGCUGCAGCACGUCGUCAUCCGGCGAGGCACAUUCGGAAGCAGCAGCAGGGCCAGCAGCAGCAGCAGCAGCAGCAGCAGCAGCAGCAGCAGCAGCAGCGGCAGCAGCGGCGGCGCGGGCGCAGGCGAACGAGGGUGGCACGGAGGUGGCUGGCUAAGCCUCCUGUGCUUGGCUGGGCAUCCUGUGGACAGGUUGUGGACACAGAAGAGAGUGGGGUGCCUGCCUGCUGCCGCCGUGGCCCUGCAGGUAUCAGCCAACAGCUUCUUCCAGACCAACACGCGGCAGGCUGAGGCGCUGUACGGGCUGGUGGCGGCGGCUGCAGGUCUGCGCGCCACCGAUGUACUGCUGGACCUGUACUGCGGCACCGGCAGCAUCGGCCUGACCCUGGCCGCCGCCUGCCGGCAUGUGCACGGCGUGGAGGUCAGCGCGGCGGCGGUGCGGGAUGCGGAGCGCAAUGCUGCGCUCAAUGGCAUCGCAAACGCUUCCUUUCUCCAGGGCGACCUGCAGAAGCUGCAGCUGCAGGGGCUGCUGCCGCAUCCAGACGUCGUGGUCGUCGACCCCGCCAGGCCCGGCCUCUCCCCUGCCGUUGUCGACUAUCUGCGCGAGUGCGGCGCCCGCCGCGUCGUCUACGCCCGGGACAUUGCGCUUCUAUGCGGGGGCGGCGGCGGCGGCGGCGGUGCAGCGCCAUACCGCCUCGUGUCGGUGCAGCCCUGCGACCUGUUCCCGCAGACGUGGCACGUGGAGACUGUGGCCGUGCUGGAUGCGCAGCGUGCCUAA
This is a messenger RNA of Chlorella variabilis, 1461 nucleotides long. RefSeq lists its product as hypothetical. The record is from RefSeq and is a predicted model, not a curated record. Gene Ontology annotation, biological process: RNA processing. The annotation marks the transcript as partial. Lineage: Eukaryota; Viridiplantae; Chlorophyta; Trebouxiophyceae; Chlorellales; Chlorellaceae. The transcript is spliced from 6 exons.